AUGUCGACCCCGAACCCGCGUGGCCGUCGGUCACUGCGCAAUUCGGGCGUUGGAACUCAUACCCCGUCUGGAGACACAAAACUAACAGGGCUUCAACGGCUUCCGAGCCAUACAAGGUACCCACUCACUCCAAGUCGUCUCGUCACUGCAGCUACUCCAUCCGCCCAACGAUCUGGUUCUCGAUAUACCCCCCGAGCGCGGGCCACAGGAGCUCCAGCGACACCUUAUGGGCUUCGCGCAAGACAACAGCGCGCUACUAAUACUCCUGGUCGUGACCGGCGACGAAGUGGGAAGGUUCAACGAGAGACGACGUUUGACAUCCUAAAAAAUCUGGGUAGAACGCUUGCGCCGAUCUCCCACCCAAUCCAAUCAUCGCCACAAGAAAUACCUGAGCCCAUUGAGGAGCCCAAGGAUGAAAUUGAAGAGCUGGACAAUGAGCCGAGGAUUGAUCCGCCCCGACUUUCUUUGCCUAUACAAGAGAGCGAGGAUGAGAGCGAGGAAGCAGGCUCUGAAACGCCACCACCUCGGAUGUCUUUGGCAUUUGAUGAUGACGAUAUCACAUAUCGGUCAGUCGAAUAUCCUCGAGAUCUUGCCAUUCGGGAUCGACUUUCCAUUAUGCCUGGACGACCUAGUGAAAAUUUUGGCGGUAUUCAAUUGGAGAGUGACUCUGAUGAUGGAGACGAGACGGGUAUCGUGGGUGACUACGACGUCCAAGACGAUAGGAUGGUUAGUGGAGGCGAUUUUGACAGAGGUGGAGAGACAGAGGAUCUCGGCCGAUUUCAUUUUGAUCUCGACUUCCCAUCACCGCCCCCGGCUCCAAUUGAUGAUCCAGAGGACGAUAAUCUAGGCGACAUGGAAGGAUUUGAGUUGUCUGCACCGGAUUUCCAACCCACCGCCCGCUCAGUUUCUUCCGAUGAUGAUGCUGGGGGUGAUUUUAUGGGCUUUGACGGCUUCGAUGUUGUACACCCUGCUUCCAGAAGCCAGAGCCCGGGCAUGAUUGGCGGUGGUUUGCGAGAUGAGGCCAUGACUGUGCCGAGCAAGGAGAAGAAGCUUUCUCGACACGGAAUUCCUGUUCCAAACUUGCCCACCGGUGUAGUCAAAAAGCUAGCCACACGUUUUGCGCACUCAAAGGGGGGGUCAAAAGCAAGACUCAACAAAGCUGCAAUGGCUGCCAUCGAGCAGGCGUCUUCGUGGUUCUUUGAACAAGCGAGUACAGACCUAGCAGGGUACUCUAAACAUGCGGGACGAAAGACAAUCGACGAGAGCGAUGUCGCAAUGCUCAUGAGAAGGCAACGCCAGAUCAACAGCUCGACAACCAUGUUCUCCUUGGCGCAAAAGCAUUUACCCAAGGAGCUUCAGCAGGAUAUGAGGCUCGCUAUGCCCCCGUGA
Molecule: messenger RNA, 1389 nt
Organism: Penicillium verhagenii
Lineage: Eukaryota; Fungi; Ascomycota; Eurotiomycetes; Eurotiales; Aspergillaceae
Exons: 3
Coding region: 1-1389 (462 amino acids)
Biological process (GO): resolution of meiotic recombination intermediates; replication fork processing
Cellular component (GO): Fanconi anaemia nuclear complex; FANCM-MHF complex
Molecular function (GO): protein heterodimerization activity; chromatin binding
Source: RefSeq, a predicted model, not a curated record